Molecule: messenger RNA, 2124 nt
Organism: Lachancea mirantina
Lineage: Eukaryota; Fungi; Ascomycota; Saccharomycetes; Saccharomycetales; Saccharomycetaceae
Source: the annotation of a GenBank genome assembly
AUGGCUUCAAUUGUUGACAGCUUUUGGACGGAAGACUAUUCAACGGGUGUGAAUGCGUUGUUCGAGGCCUUAACUAGAGGUUGUGAUCAAAAUGAGCUUUAUAUCCAGCUAUUCGCGUCCAGAAUGGAGUUUGAGGCAAAUCAGGGCAAACAGCUUUGCCAAAUGGACAAAAAUAUAGAAGGGCUUGAAGCAAAUACCAUGACCGGGUUCACUUUGGACCAUGCCCUACACACAUUGGUGCUAAAUAUGCAAGAGGAAGGAAACAAUCAUUUAAUGAUAGCUUCAGACAUUGAAUCGACAGUAUUAAGACCGUUUAGUAAAUGGUGCGAAGAACAUAAGCAACGAGUAGAAUACUCUCGAAGAACGUUAAAAACUAAUGUUGCGAACUUUCAAAAGUCAAGGAAACUGGUCGAGAGACAUGGACAAGUAUACUUCGGAAAAUGUCGUCAGUAUGAAGACUUCAGACGAUCAAAGUUUAAUGAGGAAGAGUUAAACGAAAUCAUGAAGUCUUUGAAAGUUCAACAAGAACGCGAAAUUCUGGCCGCGAGAGAGCGAGAGUUUACAAGUUUUGGGAAAGUUGGGAACAUUGAUCUCGAUUUCAAAUCAAUGAGGGAAAUAGUGCAUGCAUUACUGUCACAACUCCCAAAAACAGAAUACAAGGUACCUUUGAUUAAUUUCAAGAUCCCCAAUACUAACAGUGGUAGCGAAAUCGUCAAAUUUUUGAUGGAACAUGUCUCCGUAAAGGACGCUGACCAGGCCGAAGUUUUUGGGCAAGAUUUGUUGGACAAAGGAUUUUUGAAGUACUGCAAUGGUGUUGGCACUACGUUUGUUAACUCUCGCAAGUUUCAAUACAGUUGGAGAGAUUACGCUUACAGAUUUGCCAGAAUUUCUCCAGAUGAAACUGAAACGCAAGGACUGGACGUUCAAUUGGCAUCAGAAGGUAAGUCUAACUCAUCUCCGGAUCUCAUGCCAGCAAUCUUGACUUCUAGUUCUACUCCUGAUGCCGAAACGACUACAACAAGUGAGAAAACCGUAUUUUCCGAUGCCGAAAGAACGCUUUUUAAAUUGAAAAGAGAGGUUGAGGAUUCAGACAAAAAAUAUCAACAACAAUGUAUAAAAGUUGAUGCCCUUCGCUGUUCUCUUGAGGAACUGAUCAUCGACCAUUACGCGUUCAUGGAAAAAUGUGAAGUUGAUAGGCUCAAAGCAUUGAAGAAGGUCGUACUUGAUUUCUCGACUAUCAUGGGCGGUACCUUGAGCUCAUUCGAAACCUUGCUUGAUCAAACCAAAAAAAUUGAGCUUGGAAUCUCACCUGCUGAAGAUCUGGCUAACAUGAUAAAGGGGCGCCGCACAGGGUAUUUUAGGCCAAUGGCAAUUUCAUACAAUAAUUACUAUAAUCCGGGUGGAUUUCAAAACUUUGGAAUAGAGUUGGACACGCGCUGCCGUUUAGACAAGCGCGUGGUACCUCUACUUGUGUCUGCCAUUUUAUCAUACAUGGAUCUCCUGUAUCCUGAGCUUCCCAAUGAUAGUGUCAGAACUAGAAUAUGGACGGCUCCUGUUAAAUUAAGUCUUACCCACGAGAUAAGAUCUCAACUAAAUCAAACACAGUUUGAAACUGAAGCAGAAAUCUUCGAGGUCAUCGAGGCUUCUAAGGUUGAAAGUGCAACACUAGCAAGCGCCAUGAAAAUUUACUUGAUGGAACUUCCUGUUGCAUUGAUAACAGACGAUAUAUGCGAAAUUCUGAAAACAAUCUAUUCCGAAUUUCCCAUUUCCUCAAAGGUAACUGACCAAAGUGAGGCCAAUGACCAGAAGAGAGUUGCAGGACUAUCAAAUGCUUUGCAUUCUUUAUCAACGCCACAUUUGGCAACUCUUGACGCCAUAACGUCACACUUUUCUCGACUUAUAAAGAUUAUCAAAAUGGGUGAAAAAGAAAUUGACAAGGACCUCGCGGGAGAGUUUACUAACGCCAUUUCACAACAAUUUUCGAAUUGCAUCUUGCAUAAUAAUUUUCCUGAAGGCAACGAUCUUGGCUUCAAGAUUUUUCAUGACCUUCUAACAUACAGAAAACCUAUCUUUCGCAAUCUGAAAAGACAGAACUCGCGCGGCAAAGAUCUCAACCAAAAUUGA